Salvelinus sp. IW2-2015 is the source of this 2405-nucleotide messenger RNA. It is a transcript of the gene plcd1b, whose product is annotated as phospholipase C, delta 1b. Lineage: Eukaryota; Metazoa; Chordata; Actinopteri; Salmoniformes; Salmonidae. Gene Ontology annotation, biological process: phosphatidylinositol-mediated signaling; release of sequestered calcium ion into cytosol; lipid metabolic process. The record is from RefSeq and is a predicted model, not a curated record. Gene Ontology annotation, molecular function: calcium ion binding; phosphatidylinositol-4,5-bisphosphate phospholipase C activity.
CCUCAGAACUAACCGUCAUGUUUUUGAGGAUGUUAUAUUGUACUCUUUGAAUAAGAAAAACAAUGAUUUUAGGCUAUCCGAGGCACGCGUAACUACGCACACGGCAGAGAGCGGGAGAAAAAAAGUGGCCUUCGGAGGACUGAGGACUGACAGAGAGGACGGAUAACUUUCCCUGGUACUAUCAUAGACACAAGAAAAUUUGACAUAAUGGAAACAAAUGGGAUCAACGGCAAACACGGUAUGGAGGAGGACACAGACCUCCAGUUCCUGCUGGUGGGUGGAGACCUUCUGAAGGUGAGAUCUUCCUCCUGGAAGAAGACCCGCUUCUUCAAGCUACAGGAGGACUGCCAGACCAUGUGGCACGAGUCCAAGAAGACCUUCAAGUCCAACCAGACCUUUUCCAUUAAGGACAUCUCGGCGGUGCGUGCUGGCCGUCAAUCGGAGGGUCUGAGGAAGAACACAGAGGCGCCGGUGGAGGGGAGAUGUUUCUCCAUAAUCUUCAAGGGCAGAAGAAAGACCCUGGACCUGAUGGCCAGCUCUGAGGAGGAGGCCAAGCAGUGGGUCACCAGCCUGGAGAAGAUCAUGUCCAACAUGGAGAACCUUAACAGUCAACAGAAGACUGAGCAUUGGAUCUUCAACUGCCUUAGGAAAGCAGACAAGAACAGUGACGACAAGCUGAGUGCGAAGGAGCUGAAGGACUUCCUGCACCAGAUCAAACUCGAGGUGGACGAUGAAUACGCAGAGAAGCUCUUCCAGGAGUGUGACCAGUCUAAGUGUGGCCACCUGGUUGGUGACGAGAUAGAGCACUUCUACAGCCUUUUGACCCAUCGCCAGGAGAUAGACACCAUCUAUGGAGAAUACGCUAAGACCACGGGCUUCAUGAGCGCUGAAAAUCUACUGGAGUUCCUGAUUAAAGAGCAGAGAGAGGAGGCAACGCUAGCCGAUGCACACAGACUCAUCAACAAGUACGAACUGGAUGAUAAAGCCAAAGAGAAGCAGCUGAUGACCCAAGAUGGUUUCCUGAUGUAUCUCCACAUGCCCGAGGGUCUGGUGCUGAAUCCUACCCAUAAGGCCGUGCACCAGGACAUGAGCCAGCCCCUGAACCACUACUUCAUCUCCUCGUCUCACAACACAUACCUGAUGGAAGACCAGCUCAAAGGGCCCAGCAGUACUGAGGCCUAUGCCAGGGCUCUUAUAAAGGGCUGUCGCUGUGUGGAGCUGGACUGCUGGGACGGGCCAGACGGAGAGCCAGUCAUCUACCACGGAUACACCCUCACUUCCAAGAUCCUGUUUAAAGACACCAUCAAAGCCAUCAAGGAGUACGCCUUUAAGACCUCGGACUACCCAGUGAUCCUGUCCUUGGAGAAUCACUGUAGUGUGGAGCAGCAGAGGGUCAUGGCCCAGCACAUGAGCUCCAUCCUGGGCAGCGCUCUGCUCACCUCCCCCCUGGGGGACCGGAUGCCCACAGACUUCCCCUCCCCAGAGGAGCUGAAGGGGAGGUUCCUGGUCAAAGGGAAGAGGUUAACUAAACUGGAGGCCUGCUUUGGCCCUGAGGAGACAGCCGUGGGUGAUGGUAGCUUAACUGAGGAGGAGGAGGAUGACAAAGAGGAGGAGGAGGAAGAGGAGAAGAAGAAGGCCACGGAAGGUAAAAAGCUGAAGCUGGCUAAGGAGCUGUCAGACAUGGUGAUCUACUGUAAGAGCGUCAAAUUCAACGGAUUCCAGGACGCUAAAGAUAACCUGGGCUUCUACGAGAUGUCCUCCUUCAAGGAAAGGAAAGCUGUGGCGCUGGCUGAGGAGUCUGCCAACAGCUACAUCCAUCACAAUGUGGACAAGCUGAGUCGUAUCUAUCCAGCAGGCAGCAGAACAGACUCCUCCAACUAUAACCCUGUACCCUUGUGGAACGCAGGCUGUCAGAUCGUGUCCCUGAACUUCCAGACCUCCUGUAAUGACAUGGAUGUGAACCAGGGUCGGUUCCUGACCAACGGGAAGACAGGAUACGUCCUAAAGCCGGCCUACAUGAGGGACCGGGGGUCAGAGUUUGACCCCAUCACUCUGACCACGGGACCGUGGCUGCWGCACAAGACGCUCCACAUCAUGAUCAUCUCAGCGCAGCAGCUUCCAAAAGUGAACCAGAAAAAGACAUCCAUCGUGGACGCUCUGGUGAAAGUGGAGAUACACGGGGUGCCUGCUGACACCGCAGAUAAACAGACGCCGUACAUCGGGAACAAUGGUUUCAACCCGAUGUGGAAUGACAACUUUAAGUUCGAUGUGUACGUGCCAGAGCUGGCCCUGGUUCGCUUUGUGGUCGAGGACCACGACUCUGUUACUGAUAAUGACUUCGUCGGACGUUCACCGUACCAUUCACAGUUUACAGAUGGGUAAGUUAGUGUCAUACCAUUCACCAG